This is a messenger RNA of Corylus avellana, 1012 nucleotides long. Its product is annotated as zinc finger protein 7. The record is from RefSeq and is a predicted model, not a curated record. NCBI's taxonomy places the organism in Eukaryota, Viridiplantae, Streptophyta, Magnoliopsida, Fagales, Betulaceae.
UACAAGAGAGGUGAAAGAAAAUCUCAUGAGGGAAUCCUAAGCUUUAUAUGAGCAACAACAUCAGACGACAUAAGCAUUUUCCCCAGAAAAAUUAUGCAUCAAAGGGUGGGAGCACCAAAGAUAAUUGAGAUGAAACCCAAUAAUCCACUGCCCCUCCCUCCCUCUUUAUGCCUCUCUUUCUCCUUGGAUUAUCCCUAUUAAAGAGCAAGCACCCCACUUAUUCAAGCCUCUGCAGCACAAAAUUCUCAUUAAUUAACCAUCUAGCUAAAUUGGAAGUGUUGCCUUGCUGCUAUGACUUCCCAGAGGGAGGAGGAAGAGGCAAACAAGAUAUCAAAUAACAACCACGAUGCAGAAACCAAGACAAGUGAAAAUGAAGAAAUAGGUUCGGGAGACGAUAACUUGGGGGAAUGGUUGAGUUUAGGCCUCAACAGAAACGAGUCCUUCACAGUUGGAGACUCUGAUUCCCAAUCAAAGCCUGCCAGUAACAAGGUUUUCUCUUGCAACUUCUGCAAGAGGAAGUUUUUCAGUUCACAAGCAUUGGGUGGUCACCAAAACGCGCACAAAAGAGAAAGAGGAGCUGCAAAAAGGUACCAGACUCACAAGAUGAUGAUGACAACAACAGGGUUUCCCUUCACGCCUCGAUCACUGGGGGUCCAGCCCCACUCGGUCGCUCGCAAGCCGAGUAGUCAAGGGUCUGCCAUGGUAGCGCGAUUUGGUGAUGCCAAUGCAGGAUUUGGGAUGGCAUCGACACCGUUCAUGCUAGAAGAAGCAAUGGAUUUGAUUUGGCCAGGAAGCUUUCGCAUGGACAAGUUGCCUGCAGAGCAAUCAUCAGAUGAUCAUCAUCAUCAUGUACAUAAUAAGCUUGACUUGAAUCUUCGGCUGUGAUAUAAUAUAUUUACUUUUAUCCUUCUAUUCGUGUUUCAAUUUAUGUUAAUGUCCUUUAAUCCCAUCCGUGUAAUAUGUUUCUUAUGCUCAUCCUUCAAAUAAAUCAAAUAUACUAACUAAUUAGGUG